Molecule: messenger RNA, 888 nt
Organism: Clavispora lusitaniae ATCC 42720
Lineage: Eukaryota; Fungi; Ascomycota; Pichiomycetes; Serinales; Metschnikowiaceae
Source: RefSeq, a predicted model, not a curated record
AUGAGCAAAAGCGGCUCGAUUUCGCCUAGUUUUCGAAGCCCGUUACGGCAGUUACGACAUUCUGGCACCCAUUCCAGGGGGCCUAGCAUUGAUUUUGCUCCCCAUGAUACCGAUAAGAAACGUUUGGUGGAGCAAUUUUACUCCACGGAAUCGCAUAAUACCAAAUCUCCUGUAACCAACGCUGCUAUAGCCACAGGUUUCCGCUCUAAUUUGUCGAGCGGUAGCUUCCUCGAUGCAAAAGAUCUUGUUCAACCGGCAAACCACGAGGCUUUGGCUGAUGAAAAGUUCAAAGAGUUGGUUGCUGCAGGCCAGUUGAAAUUUGUGGCUUUGGACCGAGAAUUGUCCAGUUCGCAAGGGGCGGUCGAGUCCUUGCUCAAUGUGGAUCUCGAUCGUCCUAUUGAGGACGAACUCCAGUAUUUGGAGCAGUUGGUUUCAGAUGCAGCACUGGGCCUUCUACGGACGCUGGGCCACAGCAAGCUAGAGCCCGAAGCAACAGCCACUGCUGAAUUGGCACGUUUAAGCAAACAUCUCCAGGAACUUCACAGUGAGGCAAGUCAGGCACGGGAGGAGCUUUUACUGGCAGCAGAGAAACUCAAAAGCCAGUACAGCUCAGAGCUCCGAUCCAGUGUAGAUAAAUUGGAGGACCUCGAGAUGACACUCCGCAAAUUGGAUUUGCGCUUCAACUACGCAAAACGCAGCACCUCGGAAGCGAAAACGCUAUUGGCUAACACUAUUGAGACCAAGAUUGCGCUUUUGGAGAAGGUGUCUCAGCGAUUCGCAGAAUACGAUCUCCAGCAUCGGCGCCGGCGCAUACGGCAGACUGUCAGUGCUUUGAGCGUGCUAGUUUUGCUUCUUUGUAUUUAUGUGGCCGCCCAUACCAUCCUGUGA